Messenger RNA from Colossoma macropomum (tambaqui), 4115 nucleotides. RefSeq names its product malonyl CoA:ACP acyltransferase (mitochondrial) (gene mcat). The record is from RefSeq and is a predicted model, not a curated record. The coding region runs from base 478 to 1623 and encodes 381 amino acids. Gene Ontology annotation, molecular function: transferase activity. Lineage: Eukaryota; Metazoa; Chordata; Actinopteri; Characiformes; Serrasalmidae. The transcript is spliced from 4 exons.
UGCAUCUGUGUGGAAGGUGGAGCUAAUAAAACGGACAGUGACUGUGGAUACAAAGUAGAUGUAUCUAAUAAAGUGGUCAGUGAGUUCAUGAAGACAACAGGAACAGAAAGAAGCUCCAGUCCAGUAGAUGGCAGUGUACCUACAUUACUACACGCAAACUAUGAAAGAGGAAGAAAAGUCAAACACAUGACGUGGUUAAAGUGAGCCACACAGAAAUGGAGCAUGUCUGAUUUACCGAAUACAGUCAGAUCAAAGUGUUUAUUAAACCAGCACUCAAACGCAAACCGCCGUGUAUGCACUGCUCUGCUUUUAACGAGCCUUUACCUGACAAAAUAAAAGUCCUGGUUAGUCGAACUCCAGAACCUGGUGUCGACUGCACGUGCCAGAAUGCUGCCUACGGUCCAGAACUCGAGCUGACCUCGUUAACAUUUAUCAGAUAUCUGUUUAACGUGAUUUGGUCAAACCGUGCUGGCCGUUAUGAGUCUGAUCUGUCUGAUCCGCCGCAGAGCUGCAGCCCGCUCGCUCUGUAGAAAGGCCGCGAUCUUCCCCUGCAGAAAACUGUCCGGAUCGGACCGAAGCCCCCCGUCCUCCGACAGCACACAGGAACCGAGAGAAGAAGAUGGUGCAGGAGAGCAGUGGAGAGCGAGGAGAGCCCCGGGGAAAGUGUCCGUCCUCCUUUUCCCCGGACAGGGCAGCCAGUUCGUCGGGAUGGGCAGAGGACUGCUGAAGUACGGCAACGUGAAGGAGAUGUUCUCCGUGGCACAGAAAGUCCUCGGAUAUGACCUGCUGGACCUGUGUCUGAACGGGCCCGAGGAGGAGCUGAUGAAGACCGUCCACUGCCAGCCUGCUGUGUUCGUCACCUCGCUGGCUUCUGUGGAAAGACUGAACCAGGAGAAUCCUGCUGCCAUAGAGAACUGUGUUGCUGCUGCUGGCUUCAGUGUUGGGGAGUUUGCUGCUCUGGUAUUCUCUGGUGCAAUGAACUUUGCUGAAGCUCUGUUUGCAGUGAAAGUCAGGGCAGAGGCCAUGCAGGAAGCCUCUGAUCAAACCCGAAGUGGAAUGUUAUCUGUGAUCGGUAGACCACAAGCCAACUACAAACACGCCUGCCUUCAAGCUAGAGAGCACUGCAUGACUGUGGGGAUCCAGAAUCCUGUCUGCUCUAUUGCAAACUACCUCUUUCCAGAUGGUAGGGUCAUCGCUGGACAUCAGGAGGCACUGGACUUCCUCCAGAAGAAUUCUCGUCAGUUUCACUUUGCACGGACGCGGCAGCUGCCGGUGAGCGGGGCCUUCCACACAGCUCUGAUGGAGCCAGCCGUGGAGCCUUUCAAAGACGUGCUGCGGCAGCUGGACGUGCGGCGGCCCGAGAUUGCCGUCCACUCCAACGUGGACGGAAAGCGCUACAUGCACGAUAAGCAUGUGCGACGGCAGCUUGCCAAGCAGCUGGUGUCGCCUGUGAAGUGGGAACAGACGCUGCACGAGAUCUACGAGAGGACUCAGGGUCAGGAGUUCCCCCACACGUACGAGGUGGGACCAGGGAGACAGUUGGGGGCUACGCUGCAGAAAUGCAACAUGAAAGCGUUUAAGAACUAUACCCAUAUUGAUGUUGCCCUGCCACAAGAAGGAUGAAAGACUUGUGUGGGACAUGACUGUGCUUUGAUGAGCUACACAGUAGCUGGAAAGAAAGGAUCCCCCUCUAUUCUGACGGUAACCAGUCAGGUGUCUUUAAUGUUAUGUUGCAAACUCACUCAGUCAGCCUAUCCAUAAAUCAACUACUGUGAUUUUUUUGGGGGGGCAAAUCUCAGCCUUUAAAAGGGAAUUCCACCAAUCUGCAUGAUUAAAUAUUUAAAGCUGCACUAUGUAAGAUUUUUUGAUAACAUUGAAAGAGGUACCGAGUCAGCAGAAAAAGUCAGAGGCACCAGGUUGGAUUUUGUGGGAGUUUUCCAGAUUGUGUUAUACAUCUUUAUGUAUUAAUGUAACGUGCACAGCACCCAAGUACAGCAUGGGUUUUAAUUUACAUUUUCCUAUUUUCCAGCUUUCUGAAGCAGGUGGGGUUGCUAGAAGUAGUGCUAACCCUACUGAGGGAUCAUCUAGCACUGGCUGCUAAAGCUAACAACAAUUUAGCUAGCAAAUCGUUUACUCUUCCAGAUGAAGAUGAAUCUGCCCAGCACUAUUGUAUAACCAGUAUGUCUACCAGGAUGUAAACUAGGAAGUUAUGUUGAUGUGCUGAUUGCUAUUUUUAGAAUGAUUACUUUGUAGACAGUUUCACAUGAGGCUAUAAGGCAUUUAUGCUAUUAGCAUUUCUGCUAACGGCCACAGAAUGAGUGUUUUUGCUCAUAUUUUCACGCUCAGCAGAGAAAAAUUGAAGCUUUGUUUGAUUCUACGCUUAGUUCUGUGCAAAUGUACACAUUUGUGUGUGUGCGGAACAGUGCAGUGUAAUUAGGCUAACUAGCAAGCAAGUUAGCUAAUUAGCCAAGAUGAUAUAGAGUGACCAAAACAAACAUUUCAACAAAUUGAAGAUGUUACUGACCUGGGAAGAUUAGUUUAAAAAGCAGUGUUUUUCUAACAUCUUGGGCAAAUAAAUUAGAUAUAUCAAUGCAGCACUGCCUGCGUUACCCAUCCAGGAGUAAGUUCUUUGCUGUUGUGACGUAACACUGCUUUUUUCCAUACUGAUGAAGAAAAGAUGACAAUACUAGAUAAUUCACUUACAUCCUCGGAAGGCACGUCCCUCACAAAGUUUUUGCUGAAUUCUCUUUGAAUACUCUUCCAAUGUUCACAAUCAUCAGAUUCAUCCCUCGGGGAAGGGGUCCGAAGCACAUCCCUUGCUACAAAAUAUUCAACGUGUAAUUACGCAUUUCCAAAGCUCCAAAAACUUACAUAGUGUAGCUUUGAGAUGUAAACAAAGUCAUUCAUAGUAGUUUGAUGUUAAGUGUAACAUUGUGGAAAAACUUGGUGGUUAAGAUGAUGAUAUGAAUAGGUUGCCUGGUGCCUGAGACCGUGGUUAACAUUAAUCCUAAAACAUUUUGUUAACACAGUUAUGGUAUAGUGUUACAUGUAGGGAGUUGUGCAGCAAAAUAUUACCCAAAGAAAAGUUGUUUUUUUUAUUAUUUUAUUUUUUGAUUUACUGCUAUUUUACCAUCAUCAACUCAGAAGACCUGUGUGGGUUUACUGGUCAUUUUGGAUAAUAAUAAAAUGGCUAUAUUUGUGUUGCUGCCUGGUUCCUGUCACCACCAUUUUAAAGAAGUUUGAGUUGAUACGCUUCUCUACGAUGAACAAUUUCACAUCAUCAUCACUCAUCCUUUUCACAUCUCAAUGACUGAAUUAAUGCAAAAUUAACAAAUUCCACUUUAAAGAGCUUGCGUAAAUUUAAAGAAACCACAUGUGGCUUAUCAUUUUUUAAGUUGAAAUUUAAAGAUCUCCCUGUCAGUGUCACAGCGUGGAUUUACUUUAUUCAUAUAGCUUAAGGAAACAUUGUCAUGCUCCCUGUUUUGCUGUAUGUCACUUUUGGCCAUGAUGCAGUAGAUUGUUGUUUGCUAACUCAGAUAGCUAGCAACAAGGGGUGGGAAUCUUUAGGCACCUCACAAUUCGAUUCAGUUACGAUUCAGAGGGCUGCGAUGUGAUUAUAAAACAUCAAUUAUCUUAUCUCGCUUAUCUUUUUUUCUACACAGGAUUUCUAUUUUCUCACUGUGUGACAACUUGGAACUUUUACAACAAAGUAUUUGUAACGAUCCAUAACGAAUUUACUUUUAAUAUCUUUUAUUAAUAAAUCAAAUGGAAGGCUCUCAUUCACUGCUCUUGUUUGGAGUAGAUGAGAUGCUGCCACUCAUCUGCGAUAAAAUGCAGUACAACCGGUAUGAAAACGGUUGGAAACGUGUAAUAUGGUUUCUCAUGUUUGCCAUUUCCAAAAUAUUUUAGUUCAGUGCGACACAACUUGCAUAUAGUAUGGCUCUUAUUCAGGUCCCUUUUCCCCUGGUGUGCAGACUGCAGGUCACCUAGCAACGCAGUCUCACCUGGCUAGUCGCGAACGAAAAGGCAAAGAGAGAUUAUCAUUUGGAGACGAAUAGACUUGUUCGCAUUUAUAAGCACCGCAGUUGGUUUCCUGGUACGUUAAAUCUGCAACG